Messenger RNA from Sinocyclocheilus anshuiensis, 2083 nucleotides. RefSeq names its product acyl-CoA thioesterase 18 (gene acot18). Gene Ontology annotation, molecular function: fatty acyl-CoA hydrolase activity. The transcript is spliced from 12 exons. The record is from RefSeq and is a predicted model, not a curated record. Gene Ontology annotation, biological process: fatty acid metabolic process; acyl-CoA metabolic process. NCBI's taxonomy places the organism in Eukaryota, Metazoa, Chordata, Actinopteri, Cypriniformes, Cyprinidae. The coding region runs from base 198 to 1523 and encodes 441 amino acids.
UCUGGCAACCCUGCAGCUGCGUUAUGUAGUGAGUCAACACUGGACGGAAAUAUAGGGAAACUGUACUAGGACAUAAAAACACAUGGAUUGAAAUGACAUUAUUAUGACAUUUCUGUCCCGACGCUGUUUGGAUCAGUCUAAUAUCUGAAACCCUUCCCAGAAGAAACACUUGGGGUCUAAUUUUAUCGGACUAUAUCAUGUUGGCACCUGUUAGGACUGUGAGCACUGAGAGUGGGACUUGUCCUCUGCUGACUGUUCAGCCCAAUCGAGCACUGGUGGACGAGAAAUUUCAGAUUGUCAUAAUGAAUUUACUGCCAAAUCAAAAGGUGACGCUACACUCUCUACAUCAAUCAGAGGACAAGGACUUCUGGGAGGCAUUUGGACACUACAUCAGUGAUGAAUACGGGACAGUGACAGUGGCCAAAGAUGAAAGUUUGGGAGGCACCUAUGAAGGCACAGAGCAGAUGGGGUUGCUAUGGAGCAUGAGGCCCAUACCGGGAAGUCGACCUGGACUCAGGCUGCGUAAGACGAAUAUACUCACACCAAUGGUAAUUCACAUCUCAGUAUAUGGUGGGCAUCUAUCUCAAGGAUUCAGCCAGCAAACACCCCUGGCAACCAGUACCAUAGAGCGCUGGUAUGUUGCGCCAGGCGUGCAGAGGGUGAACAUCAGGGAGAAUGGAGUACGAGGAACUUUAUUUCUUCCUCCAGGUCCUGGGCCGUACCCAGGAGUGCUGGACCUGUGGGGAGGAGGUGGUGGUUUGGUUGAGUAUCGUUCUGCCCUGCUUGCAUCUCAUGGCUUUGCAUCCAUGGCACUUGAGUACCUCGCUCCAGAAGAGCUGAGAACAGCUGAUGUUGAUGUGUCAUACUUUGAGAAAGCAUACCAGAUCCUGCAGAAUCAUCCAAAGGUACAGAGGGACCGUAUGGCAAUGCUUGGGCUGUCUUUUGGAAGUGCUGUCACACUCAGUAUGGCAGCCUUCUCCAAAGUCAUCAAGCCCCAGUGCUGUGUGUGUAUCAGUGGAAGUCAUGUGUUUCCUGUUGAUAAAUCCCUCUUUGAAGUAUUUGAGGAAAUGAAAAAGUAUAUAGAUAGGGUACGUGUGAAUGAGGAGAACCAGGUAAUACACAGAGACAUUAUCUUGCCAAUUCCCUCAGACCCAGCUCUCAAAGUGGAUGUUGGGAGAAUAAAGUGUCCUCUUCUGUUGGUGAACGCUGGUGAUGAUCAGAACUGGGCUUCUGUUGAAUCUGCUGAAGAUAUGGAGAUGAUGAUGGAGAAAGCAGGAAAUCGACACCUGUUGACGGUCCUGACGUAUCCUGGCGCAGGUCAUCUGAUUGAACCUCCAUACUCGCCUCACUUCCGAGCAUCUAACUUCAUCCUGCAGGAAAUGAAGGAGAAGAUUGUCAUGCUGUGGGGUGGACAGACGAAACCACACGCAUACGCACAGGAGAACGCAUGGGAGAAGAUUUUAGCAUUUCUGCGGCAGCACCUCUACUUCAGUUCAAACUUUGCAGUAAAAGCCAAACUGUAGUUCUGUCAUCUACAACAAUUACACUUUAUUUCAAAUAUUGCUGAUAAUGAUUGCCAGCACUUCUUACUUUUCACUUUGGUAUCUGUAGAAAAUAAAAGUGGACAUUAUUUUUUUUAAUACUUUUGUAGUAUAAGUUACACAUAAAUGCAUUAUUAAGGUUUGUAAUGAUGUAUAUAGGUUAUGAUGACAAUAACUUAAGGCAUUACAAGCACAGUUUAGGUUGUGUUGGGCAAUAUUUCUUGAUACACUAAAUACAAUAUUUGGGCAACAUUUCUGGAUAUACUUCAGUUUGUACCCACAAUCCAUUUCUAAGAAUGUGUUAGAAAUGCAAAGUUGAAAUGAGAUUAAUCCAUUAUCUAAUUUAAUUAUGUUUAAAAUGUGUUUUGAUAAAACAAUUAAUUUUUAUUUUCUAAAGCGAAUAUCAUGCUUAUUAUAUAAUUAUGAUCAUAUUUUGAACAGAAUUGAUGCAAAAGCCACCAGAUUCCAGAUUUUAAAAUAUUUGGGUAUGUAGGAAUGUAAUAAGUUUGCCAAGUUCAAUGUCAUGUUUUUAAAUUCACAGA